AUGACGAUUCUAACUCUAGCUCAGUUCAUCGAGCUUGCUGGACUAUCUAGUAUCCUUUACAUCAUUUCACUUGCCAUUUAUCGUCUCUACUUUCAUCCUCUCGCAGGAUUUCCAGGACCAAAGCUCGCUGCUGCCACUCAGCUGUACGAGCUCUAUUUCGAUCUCUUCAAACGCGGACAGUUCAUCUGGGAACUUCAACGUAUGCACAAGCAGUACGGCCCAAUCAUCCGUAUCAAUCCAGAUGAACUCCACAUCAAUGAUCCCGAAUACUACGAUACCAUUUACUCGGGUGCCAGCCACAAACGCGACAGAUACGAAAAGUGGCAGACGGUGUCCGGUACAACGCAGAGCGUGUUUGGAACCACGGAACACGACCUUCAUCGGCCAAGGCGCGCCGCCUUGAACCCAUUCUUCGCGAAACGAUCUGUUGUCCGCCUUGAGCCCCGCAUCACCAACAAGGUUUCCGUGCUAUGUGAAAGGCUUGCUCAAGCACUAAAUGAAGGCACGAUCCUUGAGCUUUGUGCUGUGUUCGUGGCGCUGACAACCGAUGUGAUUUCUGACUACUGCUUCGGAGAAAGCUACGAGUAUCUACUCCAACGAGACUUCAAGAAGGAUUGGAAGGAGACCAUGGAAACGCUAGCCGAGGGUGGUGUCUUCCGACGUACAGUACCCUGGCUGGUCCGUUUAAUGCAGCGUCUGCCGCACGCCUCCGUCCUUAGGCUCAUGCCAACCAUGAAGCUGCUGAUCGACUUGGAGAAGGACAUCUCCAGGAAAGUCGAGGCCAUUAUGUCAAGAACCUGCAGUGCAGAAGACAAAGAAACCCGGCUAACAGAGGAAGGCAUCAUACUGAUUGGUGCCGGGAGCGAGACGACGGGGAAGGCGCUGGCGUACACGACGUUUUACAUUCUCGAUACUCCAGGCGUCCUCCAAAAGCUGAGAGAUGAGCUUACGAAUGCGACACCGCACAGCACGGACAUUCCAACUUGGACUGAGCUAGAAAAGCUUCCAUAUCUGACCGGAGUGGUCAUGGAAGGGUUGCGGUUGUCGUUCGGCCUUACUACCCGGCUGCCAAGAGUCCCUCAUGAAGCCCUUAUUUACGGCGACUGGGUCAUUCCUCCUCGGACUGUUGUCAGCUCAACCACGUUCUUCAUCUCCACGAACCCUGACAUCUUCCCCAAACCCUUCGCGUUUAAGCCUGAGCGGUGGGUGCGGAAGGAUGAGCGACAUAGGCUGAAUAAGUACAUCACGAACUUUAGUAAAGGAACAAGAGCUUGUUUAGGGAUCAAUCUGUCCUAUGCGGAAUUGUACCUGACGAUCGCAGCGGUGUUUAGAAGGUUCGACUUUGAGUUGUAUGAGACGACUGUGGACGAUGUGCGGAUGGUGAGAGAUGCGACGUUCCCAGCGCCCAAGGCCGACUCGCAGGGUGUUAGGGUCAUAGUCAAGCGCGAGGUCGAGGUUUAAGGCGCUAUAGAAUUCAGGUCCUUUAUGCUGCAAGCGGUGAGAGUUACAAUUCUUCCUAUUUCCUUUCCAGCAUGGACUCCCCUGCAUGUAAUAUGUUUUCUUUAGCGU
Trematosphaeria pertusa is the source of this 1569-nucleotide messenger RNA. RefSeq names its product cytochrome P450. The record is from RefSeq and is a predicted model, not a curated record. The transcript is spliced from 5 exons. Lineage: Eukaryota; Fungi; Ascomycota; Dothideomycetes; Pleosporales; Trematosphaeriaceae. Gene Ontology annotation, molecular function: heme binding; iron ion binding; oxidoreductase activity, acting on paired donors, with incorporation or reduction of molecular oxygen. The coding region runs from base 1 to 1461 and encodes 486 amino acids.